Molecule: messenger RNA, 2556 nt
Organism: Jaculus jaculus (lesser Egyptian jerboa)
Lineage: Eukaryota; Metazoa; Chordata; Mammalia; Rodentia; Dipodidae
Gene: Akap4
Product: A-kinase anchoring protein 4
Exons: 6
Coding region: 1-2556 (851 amino acids)
Biological process (GO): intracellular protein localization
Cellular component (GO): cytoplasm; sperm principal piece; sperm fibrous sheath
Molecular function (GO): protein kinase A binding
Source: RefSeq, a predicted model, not a curated record
AUGAUUGCCUGCUGUGAGACUACAAACAUGUCUGAUAACAUUGACUGGUUACAUAGCCGCAGAGGCGUCUGCAAGGUAGAUCUCUAUAGCCCAACAGGACAACGAGAUCAGGACCGAAAAGUGAUAUGCUUUGUGGAUGUGUCCACCCUGAAUGUGGAAGAUAAAGAUUGUAAGGGUGCUACCGGUUCCAGGUCAGAAGGCAAAUUAAACCUGGAGAAUCUGGAAGAAAAAGAGAUUAUAGUAAUCAAGGACACUGAAAAGCAAAACCAAUCUAAGAUGGAGGGGUCUGUGUGUCUUUUCAAACAAGCUCCUUCUGAUCCUUUAAGUGUCCUCAGUUGGCUCUUCAGUGAUCUCCAGAAGUAUGCCUUGGGCUUUCAACAUGCACUUAGCCCCACAGCCUCUAGUUGUAAACAUAAAAUAGGAGAGAUAGAGGGUGAAUGUUACAAAAUGCCCUCUGAGAACUGCUGCAGUGUAUAUGCUGAUCAACUGAACCUGAGCCAUACAGCCAAUGGACCCCAAAGCCUACGUCUAGAAAUGACAGCAGCUAAAAACACUAACAAUAACCAAAGUCCCUCAAAUCCUGCAACCAAACCUCCUAAUAAUCCCAGGUCAUCUGCCAUCCCUGAUGAAGAAUGUCCUAUGGAUGACCUUUCCUUCUAUGUCAACCGACUGUCUUCUCUGGUCGCUCAAAUGGCCCGUAAGGAAAUCAGGGAUAAAUUGGAAUGUGGAAGCAAAUACCUCCAACAUUCAAUGUAUCCCGCUGCAGACAAAGGAAAAAAUAACCCCCGCAGUGCUGUCAGCAAGAUUGCUUCUGAAAUGGCCCGUGAAGCUGUAGAAUUGACCUCGGCAGAAAUGCAUGGCACUGGGGAGGAGUGUCGCGAUGGCCGGAAAACCUUUCUGUACAGUGAAUUAUCUAAUAAGAACAAAUGUGGAGAAAGGCAGAUGUGCCAGAGAGAUGGUAAAGAAUUUGCAGAUUCCAUCAGCAAAGGGCUCAUGGUUUAUGCAAAUCAGGUGGCAUCUGACAUGAUGGUCUCUGUUAUGAAAACAUUGAAAGUGCACAGCUGUGGGAAGCCAAUUCCAGCUUGUGUGAUCCUGAAGAGGGUGUUGUUAAAGCAUACCAAGGAAAUUGUGUCUGAUCUGAUUGAUUCUUGCAUGAAGAACCUGCAUAACCUUACUGGGGUCCUAAUGACAGACUCAGAUUUUGUCUCUGCUGUAAAAAGAAAUCUAUUCAAUCAUGGAAAACAAAAUGCUGCAGAUAUUAUGGAGGCCAUGCUGAAACGUUUGGUCAAUGCCCUUCUUGGCGAGAGGAAAGAGACUAAAUCUCAGAGUCUGGCAUAUGCAACUUUGAAAACUGGGAUCCAUGAUCCAAAAUGCAAGAAUCAGAGCCUUGAAUUCUCAGCUAUGAAAGCUGAGAUGAAAGGAAAGGAUAAAUGCAAGGUGAAGACAGAUCCAGGCAAGUCACUGGUGAGUGCUGAGAAAGUCGGUGAACAUAUCCUUAAGGAGAGUCUCACCAUGUGGAACCAGAAGCAAGGAAACCAAUGCAAGAUGACUAGCAAAAUCACCACCUGUAAAGAUGAGAAGAGAGGAAAUCUCAGCCCUUCUACAGAUUCAUUGGCCAAGGAUCUGAUUGUAUCUGCCCUUAUGUUAAUUCAAUACCAUCUAACACAGCAGGCCAAGGGCAAAGAUGCAUGUGAAGAUGACUGCCCUGGUUCCUCUAUGGGGUAUAUGUCCCAUAGUACUCAGUAUGAAAAGUGUGGAGGUGGUCAAAGUUCUAAAUCUCUCUCAAUGAAGCAUAUUGAAACUCGUGGAAAUCCUGGACCAUCCACAUGUGUAAAGGAAAAUCAACAGCUGGAUUCCCAGAAAUUGGAUAUGUCAAACAUGGUACUAUCACUGAUUCAGAAACUCCUUAGUGACAGCCCCUUCAGCUGUGAUGAACUAUCUGAAAAUGAGAAAUGUUGUGACCCCAGAACAAACAAAGGGGCUUCCGUGUCUAAGAGACCUGACAGAGGGGAAGAGCAAUGCCAGGACAGUACAGAAAUGGACUUCAUCAGUGGAAUGAAGCAAAUGAACCGCAAAUUUAUAGAUCAACUGGUAGAAUCUGUGAUGAAAUUAUGCCUUAUCAUGGCUAAGUACAGCAACAAUGGGGCAGCUCUUGCUGAGCUGGAAGAACAAGCAGCUUUAAUGAGCAAAACCAAUUUCAAUUGCUCCAGAAGUUGUCGUGAAGGUACGAUGUCGCAGAACUAUAGAGAUACUCCUGGGCCUGAAGUUAUUAUCAACAAUCAGUGCUCCACAAGUAACUUACAGAAGCAGUUGCAGGCUGUCUUGCAGUGGAUGGCUGCCUCUCAGUUUAAUGUGCCCAUGCUCUACUUCAUGGGAGACAACGAUGGACAACUGAAGAAGCUCCCUGAAGUUUCAGUCAAGGCAGCAGAGAAGGGGUACAGUGUAGGAGAUCUUCUUCAGGAGGUUAUGAAGUUUGCCAAAGAACGACAACUGGAUGAAGCUGUGGGUAACAUGGCUAAAAAGCAACUGCUAGACUGGCUUCUCGCUAACCUGUAA